CCAUUCUCCACACAACAUACACAAACACACACAAACCACAACAGGUGCAACACAACUUGCAAGCACAAGAAGUAGGCAGCAAUGGCGAGGCAUCGCCUCCUCGCCGUGCUCCUCAUCGGGGUAGUUGCAGCCUCCACUCUCAACCAAGUUGUUGCGGCUGGCCGAGGCCUUGCUGCUGUCGAGAAUUUUGCAGAGCUAGAGCCAAAGCCAGAACCCAAAGCAGAGCCAAUGUCCAAACCUGCGCCACAACCAGAGCCAAUGUCCAAACCUGCGCCACAACCAGAGCCAGAGCCCUGCAAACCUGAACCGAUGCCAAAACCCAAACCAAAGCCUAAACAAAAGCCCGGAGAGAAGCCCGAACCAGAACCCAAGCCCAAGCCAAUGCCAAAACCAAAGCCCGAGCCCUGCUCCAAACCAAAGCCAGGUCCUAAGCCCGAGCCGAUGCCGAAACCCGAACCAAAGCCGGAGCCCAAGCCUAAACCUGAACCGAAACCGAAGCCGCCUCCGAAGUGCAAACCACCGGCAACACAUAAUUGAUGGGAUACUUAUAUACGACACUUGACGGAGGAGACCCAAUACGGAGCCACAGUGUGCUAUUAUUAGAAUAAGUGGUGUAGUAUUCCCUGUAUUCAAUUUCUUUCUAUUGUUCCAUACACGUGUGAUGAGAAUUAGUACUCUGUGAUUACUAUUUUCUUGUUGCUAUAUGUUCAUCUACUUUGUAUGUGGCCCGUUGUUCUUUUGAGUAUUAAUGCAUGAUUGUAUUCAUUUGCAUGAA
Messenger RNA from Hordeum vulgare subsp. vulgare (domesticated barley), 775 nucleotides. RefSeq names its product protein TsetseEP-like. The transcript has a single exon. Bases 82 to 537 code for a protein of 151 amino acids. Lineage: Eukaryota; Viridiplantae; Streptophyta; Magnoliopsida; Poales; Poaceae. The record is from RefSeq and is a predicted model, not a curated record.